AUGGCGGCAGCAAAGCUUUGCUGUACUGCACCUCUUCGGUCCGAAUCACCGGAUGAUAUGCCCUCACGACCCGUCAGACAUUUCAAAUCGCUGGCCAAUAUCAAAACGCACUUUGGUCACAGCAAGCAUACCCCAACCACCACAGACGGUCUCACAGAUGAAAACCGCCCAAUCUAUCCAGCAGACGACCUUGAACUUCAGCGAAUAUUCGUUGCUACUUCUCUGCCGGAGGAUCAUCCUGACGCUCUCAAACUACGACAUCGCAAGCCUGACGUCGACGAAAGUAUCAUUCACUCUCCCAGCUUCACCAACAAGCUGCGUAGGCAGUUUAGUCGCAAGAGUCUUGCAACGAACAACCCCGAUAAAGAGACAACCAAGAAGUCGAUUAGACCCUUCGCUCGAAAGAAGACAGAGCAUGGCUUUGCAGAUCUCGCUGGUGGCUACGAUGAUGAUGCUCAAUCGUUGUGCUUGACCGAGUCUCGCCUCGCUUCUCUCAAAGAUGAUCAUGGUAUGAUUGCCAGCAAACCAGGGCAUCAUGUCGAGACGAUUGAACCAAUCGAACCACGUCCAUUGACUUUAGAUGAACAAUGUCGCUCUCUCAGUGUGCCUCCUACCUCUGGCUCAUCAGACGCUGCAUCACAUCAAAGGCGUUCACAGUCGUCUUCCGACACCCGUCAAGACUUUGCAAAUGCACUCACUGUUCAUCUGCCAGGUUCAACAUUCAUGGAUACAAAUGAGAUAUGGGCAUCCAGUUCUGUGCGUCCUGCCCCACCGAUUUCUCAGCUCCCCUCGUUCAUGCCGAGUCAUUCGCAAUUAUUGAUGACCAAGUCAAGAACCAGUGGCAAGCAUAAAGUAGUUCAGAAAGAAUCGGCCACUUCCCUACACUUGCAUGAUAUGCAGAUUUCACAGCAUUUGCGUACCAAAUCGCAGGUAUCAGACGCUUCCACUGCCAGUGAUCCGGAAAACCGCAACAAACACGCGAGUCUCAACAGCAUUAUGCUCGCUUCGUUGACACCGUCGCGUUGUAGAAGUAUAUCCAGUUUUGGCUUUGGUUCAGUUGGAGCCCCUACUUGGGAGCAGGUUCUCGAGGACGAGUCGUCCUCUAUAUACAGCCGCAGGACAAGUACAGCUCAGGAGGCAUCGCUCAUGUCGCCAGUGGAGCAACCAUCUGACUUCUCCGAAGAGACCAUCCGCGGUGAUUCGGUGGCUGCAGACGGGCCCGAGUUCAGGAACAUGCGCAAGGCCAUCCCUCCUGUCCCAGCGGAAAGAGUUGUGUCGGCAUCAACUGGCAUCAGCAUACUAGCAAGCGAUCCAGCAUCUCAUUCUGAUGUACGGCUGUCUCCAUCAUUGACUGGUUCGGUGCAUAUUGAUCGAUCUGUCUAUAGCACGACGUGCUCGCUCCCAAAGAGUGAUAGUUCUGGAAGUCUCGGAAAGCUCAGCAGAUUCAGAGAAGAUUUGAGAGACUGCUCCACAGUCAAGAAAACUAAGAAGCGUCGAUCGGUCCUACGCAUUCUAUUCCCAAAACUCACACGGUCCAAACUUCGAAGCACGAGCACGCCAUUGCUGAGUGACAAGACCCAAUCAUCUCUCAACGCAAUGUAUGACGGCACUGGCGAUACUCAGGACCUACUGGCUGUGCCGCAAUCUUCAUCCAAGCCGCACAACGGUCAGCGUGCUAUCAGCUUCACUGGCAAGGGAGAUUUGAUGCCUCCCAGUCCGCUCUCGACCGGUUCUCUGGUUGUUGGUGCAUCUCUGCAGUCUCGACAAUCUAUGGUGAACUAUGAGAGGAGUCUCUCUGUCGCUGGAGACAACCGCCGCCGCAAAUCGACAACGGGUGGACCCAAGACCCCUGAACCAGAAACUGAAGAUCAAGGAAAUGAACUUGAAAUUACCCUGCAUCGUGCUAGUCCCCUUCUAAGCCCAGGUCGAAAGGGCACAGAAGAAGCGUUGAUGGAAAAGGCCCUGCAACAGCACCAGCUCGAGAAAGCAGCCUUCCUCCGCCCGAGUAAUCAGAAGCUUGAGGUCACGCCUUCUUCGUCUCGUGCUCCUGUCUUCACAAGCCCCUUUGGCUUUCCAUCGUGCAGUGAUGCAAGGCUUGCAGCUGCAGCUGAUGAUCUGGAUCCACUGGAUGCCGAAGGACCCCCAGCGGCCCGUAGAAGUCAGAGUAUGCAUGAUCUUGGACCCUCUCAAAGUCCCGCUGCUGCAGGCGAUCCUUCUAUGUUUCGCAAAAGGAAGCGAAGCACCAUCUGGACUAUGAAUACGGUUACCACCAAAGGAACUCGAGCAUAUCUUCACACAAUGACACCGCCCCGUUCUUGGAGUCGGUACCCCUCGCAUACUCGAGAACGUCGCUGUAGCGCAGCCGACCGCCAUGACGGCAUUGUCACUCGAGACUUUGCACUCGAGGAUUCACGCAAUGUGCACCAAACUGCCUCUCUGGAAGACAUCACAAGUUCGCCCGAGAGCUGGCCACAUGGGGCCAAUUCCAAAAGGAGAAACUGGAUUGUGAAGUCCCGUUCGAUGACGUUUGGCACCGUAUUUCGCUACUAUUCUAACCUCCUCACAUCGUCAGCAGCCCGCAACCGCAGGUCGUCCAUAGCAACAAGUGGCAGGUUGGAGCAUCCAGAGCUUGAGGUUCUACCUCCAUUGCUACCUCUGCGUCUAGAUGUUCCCCAACAUCUGGGAGCCAAAGAUCAGCUGGUUCGUGCCGUGAACCAUAUCAAAGACGAGGGUCAUCACAUCAAGGAGGAAGGACUUGACAUUCUUGGUCAUCAUCACCACAAUUCAACCCCGUGUAUGAAUGAGCAUUCGAUCGGACCUGCUUCGCUUAUCAACGACCAAAACGAUAAGUCCGAGUCUGUGCACAGCGGUCAAGAAGGAUCUGGGUCUGCCUCAUCAACGUCGUCGGUUGAGAAGACUAUCUCACCUGGCAUGGUGGAUGGAGUUGUCGAAAGCAGACCUUCAGAGCCCGACAGAGCACUGAGUGCAAGGAGACUAUCUCGCAUGUACCAGGCUUGUGUACAACUUCCGGCAUCUUUGGACAACACUGAAGUUGAACGAAGCGGUGUCACGGAUGACUCGAUACAUGUAUCGGGUGGUCUGACUACGGCUGGACCAUCCCAAGUGGACUCGGAAAUUCCCAACACUGGGUUUUUAACCAUUCCAACAAUCAAACCACGCAUGUACUCAGGCCCAGUCACUCGUCACUUCCCCUCGGUUACGGUGGUUGAUGAUCGUAAGGGGCAUUGGCGCAGUGUCAGCAUGAUGUCUGUAGACUCUGGAAAGAGUGUUCGCAGGAGCACCAGAGAUCUCUUGGAGACCGUAAAGGCGACGCAGACUCUGGAGCUGGAAAAGUUAUUGGGCACGUCUGAAGUGUUGGCCACAGAAGGAGAAAAUGCUUGA
Aureobasidium pullulans EXF-150 is the source of this 3402-nucleotide messenger RNA. RefSeq lists its product as uncharacterized. The transcript has a single exon. NCBI's taxonomy places the organism in Eukaryota, Fungi, Ascomycota, Dothideomycetes, Dothideales, Saccotheciaceae. The record is from RefSeq and is a predicted model, not a curated record. The coding region runs from base 1 to 3402 and encodes 1133 amino acids.